Molecule: messenger RNA, 4227 nt
Organism: Saimiri boliviensis boliviensis (Bolivian squirrel monkey)
Lineage: Eukaryota; Metazoa; Chordata; Mammalia; Primates; Cebidae
Gene: TOB2
Product: transducer of ERBB2, 2
Biological process (GO): regulation of gene expression
Cellular component (GO): cytoplasm; nucleus
Molecular function (GO): transcription corepressor activity
Source: RefSeq, a predicted model, not a curated record
AAGGGUGCAGCGGGACUGUGCGGGAGGGGGCGUGUGUGUGACGCUGUCACUCGCUGACGCACAAGGCAAGUAGUCCCUGGAGGUGCCCCCGGGGUUGCGGCGCUCAGAGUGUGGGGGAUGGGGGGACGCUCAGGCUCAUCCCGCCUCCCAGUCUCGGUGGAGUUUGCCCUCUAGCCCGGCAUUUUUCUGCUGCAUUCAGGGAAAGCGCAUUUGAACCCCCACGCUACCGGUGCUCUCUGCCCUUGCCCAAAAAAGCGAUCGUGAAAAAAAAAAAAAAAAAAAAAAAAGCAAACCGUUCGUAGCUGGAAACUUUCGGAUCUCGCCACCCAACGUGGGCUUGGCGGCUGCUGCUGGGCCGGAACCGUCUGGAAUGACAAAAAGGUGGGGGCGGGGAGGGGAGAACUGGGAAAUGGGUCAUCUAAGGAGGGACUCGGACGAACACCCCACGCACAGUUCCCCGGGGGCUCCGGACUGCAUCUUCCGGCAGCCCUGUCUGCCUGUGACCCCAGAACACAGCCCUCUCUAUCCCUGGCUCUGCGUCCCGCACAGUCACAAAGAGGCAGAGCAGCCCGCGUGGCCAGAGGCAGGACAGGGGGCCUCAGGGCGCGGGGCUGGUGCGCCCAGUCCCGAGUUCCCGGGGCCUAGCUCCGCCGCCCGAGGGGCCGUAGUGGCUGCGAGCCGGGCACCCCUUGCACGGUCAGGGGCUACUCGACGCCAGCGAGACUGCCUAGAAGAAAUGUGGCUCUCCCGCGUGCCCCACACUGGGGUCGCUAGCCAAGGAGAACAAACCCGAGUCGAGAGGGGCUGCGCCCGCGCGCCUGCGCAAAGCCGGCGCCGGCCCCCCCCGGGCUGCGAGUAAAGGAGCGCCAGAGGCGGCGAGGGGUAGGUCUAUUGUAGCGCUCAGCUCGUUUUCUCGGCCGUGGGCCUAGUCCUCGCCUCUUCCUCCCGCACAGCGCGGCUCAGGCCUGCCUGAAACGGGUCCGACUCGUUUCCAGAGCCCGCGCCGUCCCCUCCGCUCUCCCUCAGCGGAGGCCGUAACUGGGGUGAUGCGAGGGCCGCGGGCAGGGCCAGACACCCGGAGCCGGAGCUGGAGGAAGGCCCCGGGAAAUGGCUCGGGCAAAGGUCCGAACCGUGUAAGCUGAGGCAGGUGCAGGGCGGAGGAGUCAGCGGGGAAGUUCCCGGAGGGCCUGGUGACUCCGUUCCCUCCCCCGCGACACUCGUCCCUCAAACACAACUAAAGAGAGCACUGUGUCCGGCCCGUGAGCAACCUGGCCUCGGGCGCCCUCAGCCCUCUCGGAGCGCCUGUCCUCAGGGAGAACACCUCACAAAACGCGCACGAGUUCAGAGUGGUGUGGGAAUCAAGAAAAGGAGUGCGGCGCAUCGCCGUGACGGGGCGGGAAAGGCGGGAGGCAGGAGCAGGAGGGCUCCGCGUGCACCAAGGGGCCGAGGAAUGGCUCCGCGCGGUACCAGCGAGCCGAGGCGCUGGGCGGCCUGGGAAGUAGUCCCGGCCGUGCUCCGGCCCCGCCCCUGCAGGGCGGAGGGACGCAUCACGCAGGGGUGGGGAAGCGGGAUCCGUGCGCAGGGUUGCUAAGGGUGAAACUUUUCAUUGACUUUGCUCACUUCGGGCCGGGGCGCGGGAAGGUGUGGGUUGUCAGCGGAGACAAGCCAGUGGCUCGGGCGGCGCGGGGCCAGAAGGGCAGGACCGCCCGCCGGCGACAGCCCAGACCGUCUUCCGUUCCGCGACACGAACCACCCUCCAGUCCGCCAUCCCCGCGCCGUCGCCGCUGGUCCGUCCACCUGCUCUCCGUCCCCACGCCGCCGAGCCCGACCUCCUAAGAGCUGAAAGAAAUUCUUGAGAGUCCUAGCCCAUAGUCCCCUGCUUCGUCCCCCAACCCUCAACGACGAAAAGGACUUCGAUCCCCGACCCACCGGCACCCGGGAAGGAAGGGAAAGAGACCUCCGCCCCGCGCUCAGGACCACCCUGGAGGGAGAAGCCGCCCCGAGGCCGGCAGAGCGCCCCGCCGCCGCGGAGACCCGAAGCUGUCUGGAGCCCAAGGCUGUGCACGUGCCCUGUGCUGAUUCUCUGCCUAGGAAAGGACCAUGCAGCUAGAAAUCAAAGUGGCCCUGAACUUCAUCAUCUCCUACUUGUACAACAAGCUGCCCCGGCGCCGGGCAGACCUGUUUGGGGAAGAGCUAGAGCGGCUUUUGAAAAAGAAAUAUGAAGGCCACUGGUACCCUGAGAAGCCACUGAAGGGCUCUGGCUUCCGCUGUGUUCACAUUGGGGAGAUGGUGGACCCUGUGGUAGAGCUGGCUGCCAAGCGGAGUGGCCUAGCAGUAGAAGAUGUGCGGGCCAAUGUGCCUGAGGAGCUGAGCGUCUGGAUUGAUCCCUUUGAAGUGUCCUACCAGAUUGGUGAGAAGGGAGCUGUGAAAGUGCUGUACCUGGAUGACAGUGAGGGCUGUGGUGCCCCAGAGCUGGACAAGGAAAUCAAGAGCAGCUUCAACCCUGAUGCCCAGGUGUUUGUGCCCAUUGGCAGCCAGGACAGCUCCCUGUCCAAUUCCCCAUCACCAUCCUUUGGCCAGUCACCCAGCCCCACCUUCAUUCCCCGCUCUGCCCAGCCCAUCACCUUCACCACCGCCUCCUUCGCUGCCACCAAAUUUGGCUCCACUAAGAUGAAGAAGGGGGGUGGGGCAGCAAGUGGUGGGGGUGUAGCCAGCAGUGGGGUGGGUGGCCAGCAGCCACCACAGCAGCCUCGCAUGGCUCGCUCACCCACCAACAGCCUGCUGAAGCACAAGAGCCUCUCUCUGUCUAUGCAUUCACUGAACUUCAUCACAGCCAACCCAGCCCCUCAAUCCCAGCUCUCGCCCAAUGCCAAGGAGUUUGUGUACAACGGUGGUGGCUCACCCAGCCUGUUCUUUGAUGGGGCCGAUGGCCAGGGCAGUGGCACGCCAGGCCCUUUUGGAGGCAGUGGGGCUGGCACCUGCAACAGCAGCAGCUUUGACAUGGCCCAGGUCUUUGGAGGUGGUGCCAACAGCCUCUUCCUGGAGAAGACGCCCUUCGUGGAAGGCCUCAGCUACAACCUGAACACCAUGCAGUAUCCCAGCCAGCCGUUCCAGCCCGUGGUGCUGGCCAACUGACCAUCUACCUGCCCCUAGGGCCAGGAGCACCCAAGACCACAGAAAAGAGAAAGGGAAGGAAAGGCCAAAAAAAGGAAAGAAAAAUGUACAAAAAGAUUUUCGAUCUUCUCACUCUCACUUCUAGAAAAAAGAUGCAGCCCAGGCACGGAAUGGGAGGGCCCCACAAAGCACCGAAGUGUGUUUCACUCACCCCCCUACCGCUCGCCCACCGGCCUGUGAUUUAUUUGGUUGGUUUGGGUUUUAUAUUUUUUUUUUUUCUUCUUCUUACAUGUAGUUUUCUAUAUAACAUCUUUAAUGAGUGGCUUCCUGUGCUAAGAAUGGUCCAGAUGUGAAUUGCUGCUCCCUGCUCCUCCCUUCCUCCUUCACACUCCUGGUUUAGGAUUGGUGUGUCCAAGCUCACAGGGAAGGAAGAGCUGCAGCUGAAGCCUAAUCCUCCCUGAAACAGGGAGAGGCUGGCUCAUGUCACUGCCUCUGUCACCCAGCUAUCCUCGCACUCAAAGCCAUCCAACCUCAGCAGGCCUUCUCGGGCCCUGCCACCUGGAUAGGUCCGACCCCAGUCCCCGCUCCCUUUCAGGCAGGGCCACAGGGAAUUACCAGCUGGCCACUUGACACCCUCCCCUUAGAGCUGAUGUCUGUGACUACAGGGAGGUUAGCAGUUGUCUAGUGGAACUCCUUUCAUCUCUGUCCUGUGGCCCCACUCCACCAUUCCCUCCAGGCCCAGACCAUCACCAUGGCCCUGGCCACCUGGCUAUCGAUGCAUGUGGCCUUUCUUUCCCUCACGUGGCUCCUUCUUCCCCAGGCCAGAGGUUGUGGGUAGGGAGGGGUGUGUGUGUAUAUGUGUAUUUGGUUUGCUGUCCUUUUUUAAAGGAUUCCAAGCCAUGUGAAACUUCCCUUCUUCAUGUGAUUCUGGGUUGCAACAAGUGCUUCUUUAUGUGUGAGGCUGGGGGUACUGGCAGUCCUUUUGCAGGGCAGUGUGUGUGGCGGGAUGACACCACUGUGGCUGAGCCCGAGACACUCCCAUAGAAAGCACUGCAGAAGGAACUGGUUUGCAGACUGUGGAGGGAUCUGCCCUUUUGUUUUUGACCAAAAAAA